Messenger RNA from Cyprinodon tularosa, 1051 nucleotides. RefSeq names its product proteasome 26S subunit, non-ATPase 9 (gene psmd9). Bases 42 to 680 code for a protein of 212 amino acids. Gene Ontology annotation, cellular component: nucleus; cytoplasm. The transcript is spliced from 6 exons. Lineage: Eukaryota; Metazoa; Chordata; Actinopteri; Cyprinodontiformes; Cyprinodontidae. Gene Ontology annotation, biological process: proteasome regulatory particle assembly. The record is from RefSeq and is a predicted model, not a curated record. Gene Ontology annotation, molecular function: protein binding.
AUAGGAACUUUUGCAGCCCGGAAGCUCUGAGUGUAGCAGCCAUGAAGAUGACGGGAGAAAACAGAGCAGAGGGCUCUGAAAUAACAAUGGACGACGUGAAAAAUCUUUUUAAAAAGAAAGAUGAAAUCGAAGAGCAGAUAAAGGCUUACCAAGAUGUCUUGGAAGACCAAGGUGUUGGGGUUGAUGGUCCUCUGGUGGACGCUGAGGGCUACCCUCGAGCAGAUGUCAACCUUUACACGAUUAGGGACGCGAGGCACAAUAUUUCAUGCCUGCAGAAUGACCACAAAGCCAUCAUGGCAGAGAUAGAAGAAGCUCUGCACAAGCUGCAUGCUCGAGAGAAAGCCAAGCGGGAGCAAGAUGAGGCUGGAAGCCAGCAGGAGGCGAUGGAGCAGCAGUCCACUCUGCCUCCUCCUUUUGCUAAAGUGGAUGCUGUCACUGGCGGCUCGCCUGCCUUUAAAGCUGGUCUGAAGGUAGGAGAUGAAGUGAUUGAGUUUGGCUCUGUGAACACAAACAACUUCCAGAACUUGCAGAAUAUUGCUUCAGUUGUACAACACAGUGAAGGAAAACCUUUACGCGUCGCUGUGAUCAGAGACGGCCAAAAGGUUCAGAUGAGCCUGACUCCACAGCGGUGGUCCGGCAGGGGUCUGCUGGGAUGCAACAUCAUUCCAGUCCAGCGAUAAUCAUCAUAAGCUUUUUCCAGGUCGGAACCUGGGACUCUCAUUCUCCUUCCCUGAGUUUUGUUUUUGUACUCUAUUCAACAGAAGUUUGGAUUUAUAUUCAGUUUCUCAGUGUGAACAUUUAAACUUAUUAUCCGUGCAGUGACUCUGAAUGGAUUAUGUCAAAAUUGGAGCGCUGCAGCAAAGGGGACUGAAUUAAACAAACUACUAAGGAAGAAGUGGAUCAACUCUUGUGUUCUACCUGUUCUUUCCCCAAGGAGCUCAGAAGGAUCUGGUUAAUAUGGGUGCAGAUGAGUUUCUUCUAUAACUUCUAGACUGGGUGUGCACAAUAUUACUGGAGUUGAAUAAAGGUUGUUCCUGAAGAAAAUCAGCAA